UAAAUACUCCCUCUCCCUCCUAUGGGUUUCUCCUUUGAGGUCUCUCCAGUCUCUACAGCGGUUGGAUUCUUGGUUCCCUGCUACGCUCUUCUUCACCUCCACAGCCAACCAUGGUCGCCUCCACCAAGAAAACUAAGAAAACUCAUGAGAGCAUCAACAGUCGGCUGGCUCUCGUGAUGAAGAGCGGAAAGUACACAUUGGGAUACAAAACUGUUCUCGAGUCACUCAGGAGCUCCAAAGCAAAACUCGUUAUCAUUGCCAACAACUGUCCUCCACUUAGGAAAUCCGAGAUUGAGUACUAUGCAAUGUUGGCAAAGAUUGGAGUUCACCACUACAAUGGAAACAAUGUGGACCUGGGGACUGCUUGUGGCAAAUAUUUCCGGGUUUGCUGCCUCAGCGUAAUUGACCCAGGCGAUUCUGAUAUUAUUAAGAGCAUGCCAAGUGAUCAUUAAGGAAAUAGUGGCGGUUAACAAUGCUCGAGGAGAGAUUUUGAUGAGGAAUUUGGUCAUUUGUUUACGAUAUAGAUUUAGAUGUUUUCCCCAUUGAACUUGAUUUUUAUUCAAGUUUUGAUUGGUCUCGAGGAGGAGGGUUUACGGUUUGAACAUCAUUCUAAGACACGUUUAAUUUUGCUUUGGGUAUUUUUCGGAUUGUUGGGAUAUUUUGAAAGAGACCCUAUUUGAAGUGGAUAAAUUUCUAACCC
Molecule: messenger RNA, 700 nt
Organism: Diospyros lotus (date-plum)
Lineage: Eukaryota; Viridiplantae; Streptophyta; Magnoliopsida; Ericales; Ebenaceae
Product: 60S ribosomal protein L30-like
Exons: 5
Coding region: 111-452 (113 amino acids)
Cellular component (GO): cytosolic large ribosomal subunit
Molecular function (GO): RNA binding; structural constituent of ribosome
Source: RefSeq, a predicted model, not a curated record